GCCAAGUACAAUUAAGUAAUUAACAUCCAUCCAUACAUUCAUUCAUUCAUAACACCCUCAGCUUAUUAUUCAUUAAUCAUCUCAUUAUAGUCCAUAAUGGAAGAUCUAAACUUAUUAACAUAUGGAAUAAUCUCAAUUAUACCUAUUUUCUUCAUACUUUACACCCUUUUGUCACCCAAAAACCCCCACAAAAACCUCCCCCCAAGCCCACCAUUAUCCCUCCCUAUAAUAGGACAUCUUCACAUGCUAAAACGCCCAUUACACAAAUCCAUCCAUGAAAUUGCCACAAAAUAUGGCCAAGUCCUACUACUUAAACUGGGUGUACGCAACGUUCUCCUUGUUUCCUCCCCAGAAGCGGUCGAGGAAUGUCUUGUAAAAAAUGAUGUUAUAUUUGCCGAUCGUCCUGAUACUCUUGUCGGGAGGAUAUUACAUUAUAAUAGAACUUCUAUGGCUCUUACACCUUAUAAUGAUCAUUUUAGGACUAUUAAGAGACUUAUGACCCAACAAGUUUUUACGUCCGGAAAGAUACGUUUGUUUACUAGUGUUCGUGAAGAGGAAUGUCAAUUGCUUGUUCGUGGGUUGUGGGAACAAUCUAUUGAAAGUCAUAAGCCUGUUAAGGUUAAUUUGAAUAAGGAGUUUAAUGAUUUGGGUCUUAAUAUUAUGACCCAAAUUACUGCUGCUAAGAGGUUCUAUGGAAAGGGUGUGGAAGAUGCUAGCCAAGCAAAGCAAUUUAGCAGGAUAAUAAGAGAAGGAGCCUUAUUGAGCAAUGCAGACAAUCCCAUAGAUUUUAUACCAAUAUUGAAAUAUUUAUAUAGAGGUGUUGAGAAACAAAUGAUUUCAUGGAUGGAAAGAACUGAUAUUUUCUACCAAAGACUACUUGAUGAAAGAAAAAGGAUGAGUAAUGCUGAAAAGGGUGAUUCUAGGACUAUUAUUGAUUUUCUUAUUGAAGCUCAACAACAAGAUCCUGUUUUCUAUACCAAUGAAGUCAUCAAGGGUAUGGUAAUGAUAAUUAUAUUAGCAGGAGCGGAUACAUCGGCAGCAGCCAUGGAAUGGGCAAUGGCACUACUCUUAAACCAUCCGGAAGCCAUGAAAAAAGCUCGAGCCGAAAUCGACCAAGUCAUAGGACAUGAUCGUCUAAUCAAAGAAGAGGACAUAUCCCAAUUACCAUACCUUCAAAACGUGGUAAACGAAUCCCUUAGACUAUACCCACCAACACCCCUUCUAAUCCCACAUGAGUCAUCCCAAGAUUGCACCAUUUGUGGGUACGAUAUCCCACGUGGUACAAUCUUGAUGGUUAGUCUAUGGAGUAUCCAUCACGACCCGAAUCUUUGGGAUGAACCCGAGAAGUUUAAACCCGAACGAUUCCAGGGAAAAGAAGGGGAAGAUGUGGUGUUUAGGUCAUUGCCUUUUGGGCUAGGAAGAAGGGCUUGUCCGGGUUAUGCAAUUGGGAAAAGGGUUAUAUGUUUGGCUAUUGGAGCAUUUAUUCAAUGCUUUGAUUGGGAAAGGCCCGGAAAUGAGUUGCUUGAUAUGGAUCAAGAUGCUGGGAUUACUAUGCCUAAAGCUCAACAAUUGGAAGCUUUGUAUAAAAUUCGUCCUUCUAUGGCAAAUUUACUUAGUACCCUAUUCAAUGAUGACAAUUGAUAAGGGAUUCAAUACUUAAUGUUUGAGGAUAUAAGAUAUUCUAGGGCUUUAAUCAUCUGCUUAAGUUUUUUGAUGUGACAUUAGAGCUUAUAAACUGAUGGUUGAAACUCCAAAAUAUGUUAUAUGCUAUAAAAUUUAUCUCUUAAUUCAUCAUACUCCCACCUGUCACUUUCAGUUUGCACCGUAUAACUCAAAUAUGUAAAAAAGUUUUGAGUAAUAUGUUGUGUGCAAAUUUAAGGUAUGGAGGGAGUAGAAUUUACUUAUGCUUUAAUUGGGGUUUUGGACAUGUAAUAAUAAUUUUCGAAGCAAUUAGGUAAAUGUUUUGUUUGAAAUAUUAAAUUGAAUUCAUAUAUAAUUGAAAUUGUUUUAUUGUA
Messenger RNA from Amaranthus tricolor (Joseph's coat), 2015 nucleotides. Its product is annotated as cytochrome P450 81Q32-like. Bases 97 to 1641 code for a protein of 514 amino acids. NCBI's taxonomy places the organism in Eukaryota, Viridiplantae, Streptophyta, Magnoliopsida, Caryophyllales, Amaranthaceae. The transcript has 3 exons. Gene Ontology annotation, molecular function: oxidoreductase activity, acting on paired donors, with incorporation or reduction of molecular oxygen; heme binding; iron ion binding. The record is from RefSeq and is a predicted model, not a curated record.